Messenger RNA from Monosiga brevicollis MX1, 543 nucleotides. RefSeq lists its product as uncharacterized. The record is from RefSeq and is a predicted model, not a curated record. Lineage: Eukaryota; Choanoflagellata; Craspedida; Salpingoecidae. The transcript has 5 exons. The annotation marks the transcript as partial.
GACGGCGACUUGAACGACGACAAUUUGAACAACUCCAACACCGCCAUGGCUAGCAAAGCUGCCAAUGCGCCAGCGGCAAGGGUGCCGAGGGGUGCAAUUGUGCCAAGGCUUGCCAGUGCACCGACUGCGCGUGCUGCCAAAAGGGUGACGGCAAGUGCUGUUGCAACGGUGCUGCCGCUUGCGGCGAGGGCGACUGCAAGGACUGCAAGUGCUGCAAGAAGAGCUGCGACUGCACCAGCGGCGGUGACUGCCCCUGCGGCGACAAGUGCGACUGCACCGACUGCAAGUGCUGCAAGAAGAGCUCUGCGGCCACUGCCUCUGGCUGUGGCUCUGGCUGCCAAUGUGGCGACACCUGUGCUUGCGGCGACAAGUGCGAGUGCGGCAAAGAUCAUCGUUGGGACGAAGACUCUGUCUGUGCUGUCCGUGAGACUUCUUUGGUUCACGCCAUCUGGGACGAAGACUCACCACGCUCGCACACUUGCCUCAAGCUCGCUCUUUCGAAAACAAACCCUAUUUGGAAUCAUCCAAUUUUGGUUUGGACCG